Messenger RNA from Carassius auratus (goldfish), 1077 nucleotides. RefSeq lists its product as uncharacterized. The transcript has 6 exons. Gene Ontology annotation, biological process: response to bacterium. The coding region runs from base 21 to 1046 and encodes 341 amino acids. NCBI's taxonomy places the organism in Eukaryota, Metazoa, Chordata, Actinopteri, Cypriniformes, Cyprinidae. The record is from RefSeq and is a predicted model, not a curated record.
UUAAGAACAGGUGCUAAACAAUGAAGUUCAGAGUUUUGACAACCCUUUUUCUCCUCACAUUUGCAAAUGGAACAUGGGAAUAUGAUCAUUUUAUUCACCAGGAUUCUUUGAUAGUAGCUGAACUUGGAAGUGUUGUGAUUAUACCCUGCUCUCAUUCAGACGACUUUAUAAAUACUGUUUUAUGGUAUAAACAUUCUGUUGGAAAGAAACCACUUCUCAUAGCGUAUUCAGAACAUGGCUCUGAAAGUGUUACAUAUGAAAAUGGCUUUGACAAUCCAAACCGAUACUUUAUCAGAUCAGAAACUGACUCUAUUAAUUUGACCAUUAAACACUUGGAAGAAUAUGAUUUUGCAACCUACUAUUGUGGUGUGAGUUUCUUGAACAUAAUUAAAUUUGGAGAAGGCACGAUUCUUCUACGUAAAGAGGGUGAUGAAAUGAUAAGGACCACGGUUCUCCAGCAGCCUGUAUCUGACAGACUUCAUUCAGGAGAUUCAGUGACUCUGCAGUGUUCAGUCAUCGGUCAGAUCUGUGCAGGAGAAUACAGCGUCUACUGGUUCAGACAUUCAUCAGGACAUUCUGAUCCAGGAAUCAUUUACGCCCAUGAUAACAGCAGUGAUCAGUGCAUGGAGAGAUCAGAGAGUGCCUCUUCUACCCAGAGCUGUGUCUACAGUCUCUCUCAGACUGAACUCACACCAACUGAUACUGGAGUUUAUUACUGUGCUGUUGCCACAUGUGGGAAGAUACACUUGGGAAAUGGAACUAAGCUGAAUAUUGAAGCUUUCACUUUCAGGAAUCCAGUUGUUUUAACCCUGUUCAUAAUCAGUCUAAUAGCCGUUAUUGUGAACAUAUUUCUGGUGAAAUUGAUUCACAAGAUGCACAAAAAAGAGACUUCAAAACAACCCAGAAAUCAAAGGAAUCAGACUGAGGAAACAGAUGCCUUAAAUUAUGCAGCCUUGAGUCUUUCCAAAAAGCCUACAACCUCAAAAAGAUCUUCAGGGAAAACCAGCCAAGAAGAAACUGUUUAUUCAUCGAUUACAGUGCAAUAGUUUAGAUAAUUAUACUGAUGCUAAAAAACUG